GACUCUCUCCUCUCCACUGAAAAAAAUAGAAAAAAAAAUUCUUGCAGUCAAAAACAAUGAGGGCGCACGACGCGCAACUCGCUCCGAGCCGCUCAGCCAGCAGCGCACUUUUACCUCCCGGAGGAUCCGUGGCGUGUGGCUGUGCGCCACCCGGAGGGAGAAGAUCAACGGGGAUAUAACUUGACUGUCUGAGGAGUUUGAUAUUUUUGGAAUCAGAGGAGGCGGGAGAGAGAAAUCAUGCCUUUUUGUAAACGCACGAUAUUUCCGAAAGAUGUGUGCAAGCCCGACGGCAAGAGGCUGCAGCACCAGCAGGAGCAAGGGGAGAUUUUCGGGGACUUGGCGGACGUGUGCAGCUUCACCCUGUGCUCGGUGCUCCGACAGCUCUCGGAUUUGUCCCGGCACUCGGUGAGCAUCCUGGAGGAGCUGGAGGGAGACCUUGUGUCCAUCUGCCACCGGUCCUGCGCGCUGGAGGGCAGAGUGGUCCGACUGCAGAGGCACGUCGCAGAGCUGGUCAGCAAACCUCCACCGAGAACCACCAGCGGACUAGAGGCAGAGAGCGGCAGGCGCGGUGGCAGCAGCAGCAGCCACGGCGAUGGAAACCACAGCAGCAGCAGCGGCGGCGGCGGAGGCAGCAGCAGCAGCGGCGGCACGGCCCACUUCAGGUCUCCAUGGCAACAGAGCGUGAACGUGUUCGGCUCGUGGAGCAGGCCGGAGUGUGUCGAGGAGCUGCACCAGCAGGCGCAGCUCAACCUCCAGAGCCUACUGCAAGAGUUUGAGGAGCAGUUGUACGACACCAAGCUGACCGGUCAGACUUUCCGGCAUCCGUCCUCACAGAGCUCCGACGACACGUCCACCUCCCUCAGCCGAUCGCCCAUCUCCCUCAACAACAAGAGGCCCGACUUCAUCUUUCUGCCAGCAUCAAAGCAGCUCUACGAAGAUGAAACCACCUCCUCUGUGUUUGGUCUGAGGUCUGUUACCGACCUAUCUCCAUCCCCGUCUCCAUCCCCCUGCAGCUCAGACCGGCCCCCUCUAGGCUGGAGCAGUAACAACAGUAGCAGCAGUACUGCCACGUCGGCCACUACUGGACCGCCAGUCGCCGAAAAACCUCGCUGGCACCUGGGAAGACGCACACCGGCACACUUCUUACCACUCGACGUCACAGGUGAAGGGAGAGGAUUGAAAUUCCACGGUGUUGAUCUUCUCCAGCACUCUCCGUCCCCUUCCCCCUCUCCCGGGGACCCUUUCCCCCACCAGCCCCACUCCCUGGAGCCUGUUACUGACACACCGCACCAGAAUCUCCCACUGAGGAAGACACACUCUGACCUCGACACAACCUUACCUGCAGACAACCGUUUGGGGCUGCCUGCCCCAGAUCACCUUCACCCAGAAACUAUGGACCAUUCUGGGCUGCUCUGCUCAAAUACACCCACCGCUUCCUGGAACGGACCCAAGGGUUCCACCUUUUCUCCUGGAGCGUGGAACGAGCCUUACAAUUACAGUAAGAGCAAAGGACCAGCGGUACCACCCAAACAGCACAGUAUCAUCGGAGGAGGGACUCAGGAGGGGGUGAUGCUGGUGAGCUCAGGACAUUCAAGCUCAUUCAAGACUGUGACAGACCCUUCUCGGAGACCAUUGAAUAACAUGGACAUAGGGAAGCGGAGUGAGACAGAGGGGGCUGCAGUUGAUGGAGGAAGAGGGGGAGGAGGCGAAGCAGUGAGAGGACGGGAGAGGUCGGCACGUUCCAUAGCAGCACAGAAUGCUUUCAAGUUUCGAGAGCGUUCCCUUUCCACACCCACAGAUUCUGGAUCUUUUUGUUUCACAGAGGGUGUUAUAGGCCAUCCGGAUGGUAAUAUAACAUCUACAGGAAAUGGGAAUACUAUGGACCACCAACAAGAGCAUCACAACUUCCUCGGCUUAGGUGAGAAUUACGCCCUUCUCUACCCUAGAGGGAGCUCAGAAGACAGCGCAAGUACAACUGACACAAUCUCCAUCACAGCUUCAGACUACAGCACAGAAGGUCGUUUGCGCCUACGUUCCCGCUCCAUCUCCCUUAAAAAAUCCAAACGAAAGCCACCACCCCCUGUGAGGAGUGUCUCUCUUAUGAAAAACCUUGGACAAGCUGAGGGCAGAAUACACCAUCAAGGUGGUCUUUACAGAGAUGGCCGACCAAAGAGCCUGCACAUUCCCAGGGAUCACUUCCCUGACUUUCAGCCAGAUUUCCUUCUGCCCAACUCGUCUAAAACCAGUAUUGGUGAGCGAGAGCCAGGCCAAGGAGGGAAUGACAGACCUCCAAGUCUAGAGGUCCAGGCACCAGAGAGGGAGGGGGAGACAGAAAUUACUUUUCCCACGCACUGGCAGCUAGGGGAGUGGAAGAGCAAUGAUCCAUACAGGUCUCUGUCAGGCUCCAGCACAGCAACAGGUACUACAGUGAUCGAAUGUAUGAAAGUCAGAGGUAGCUCAGAGUCCCUUCUUGACUCUCCCUCCACCUCGAGAGCCACAUCACCCUCACAGCUUUCCAUGGAGACUGACAUCAAGGCAUCAUCCCCCUUCAAACCUCCAGGACUUAUGUCCCCAUCAAGUGGCUAUUCCAGCCAGUCAGAGACUCCCACCCCAACUGUUCCACUCAGUCAUCUGGCAGGUCAGGGGACUGUGGGUACAACAGGUACAAUAGGUUGUAAGAUGCGCCCCAAAAUCCCAGAGAGGAAAUCAUCUCUACCAUCACCCAAGGAUCCAGCUGCUAGGUCUAGACUGUCCUUUGAAAUGCCUGGGAAUGCACAUCUGGAGCUUUCGUCCAUCAAGCCAAAACAAAAGGCCAGCCGGCGGCAUUCUGACACUUCGACAGCAGCAAAGCCAGGAAAGAUCAGCCCGAGUUCCUCACAGGCACUGCCUAUGGUUACCCAGAAUGAGCUAAAGACUGUUCGGCUUCGUUCAGUUUCUCGUGGAGACCUAGAAGACUGCCCUGAUGGAGCCUCUGACACCAUCGAAGAGGAACAGCAUGGCCGCAAUAUAGGCGAGGAUCCCAGCCCACCACCCACUCUACCAAAACCUAAACCACCUGUUGCAGUCAAGCCUCCCUUACCUAAACGGCCCAUGAACCUUCUUCUCAAGUCUCCUUCUCCUUCCUCCACUUCCCCUCUGGCGCUUGACUCGCCUCCUGCCUCACCUGUAGACCGACCUGUGCCUCUAGGCAACAUCUACAAAGUCAUGAAAAAGCCAAAACCCAAAAAACCUCCACCACAAGCUCCAACAAAUCCCACUAUUCUGUCAGAUUCAAACUCUAUGGCUGCUCCACAAACUGCCUAUGAUCAAUCGUUCCUCCCCCUAUCCCAGUCCCUGUUUGAUCUCCCUCCUCUCCCAGACCCUCAGCCUCUCCUGGAAGACCCAAUUUUGGAGCCUGAAUUUGAUGUUGACCAAGAGAUUCGUCUUGGCCCCGAAGAUGGAGGCUCACUUCCUUCACCUUGCAGCAAUCAGGAGGCCCCAGAACUUCAGGACAAGAGCAAGACGCUACCCUCAAGGAUGACAGUCUCCUGUCUGGCAGAGCUGUCAGACAAAAAGAAACCCAAGGUUCCACCUCCAGUCCCCAAGAAGCCAAAUGUUCUGCUUCUUCCCACCUCAGUCCACUCCUCCACUAAUGGCAGCACAGACCGUCAGACGCCACAGACUGACAGCCCCGUGGGCCUUCGGUCUCCGGUAGGAACAUUCCCACCAGAUGAUAUUCUCAAUGCUCCCAGUGUUCCCGACAUGCCUGAGCAAGAUGAGAACCACUUGGGAACAGAUGAAGAAAGUUCCAAAGAGUCAUCACUACAAUCCUCUCUUCAAGAUUCCUCUCUCACAGAGCUGGAAGGGAAGAUGGCUGGUACUGGGAUUGGGACAGAUGAACCAGCAGCCAGUGAAAAGACUGUACUGCACAUCGAAGAGGAAACAGAUGACGACUUGUUGGCCAGCACACCUACAACACACACCACCGAAGACCUCUUCACUAUUAUACACAGGUCCAAACGAAAGGUCCUGGGUCGCAAAGAACCUUCCGACUCGUUUGGCAGUCGCCAGAGUUUGGUGUCACCGGUGAAGCACAGCACCAGCGGUAGCGACCUCAGAAAUCUAACCUUGGGCAGCAGCCAGAGGUCGAGCUCCCGCAACGAGAACUUCAUGGCCCUCCUUCAGAAGAAAGGCAACAAGUCUUCCAGCGGAGGAACCAGAGUCUCUGCCAUGGAGCUUCUAAAAAGCACAAACCCCCUGGCCCGACGUGUCACGGAGUUUUCAGCCAACACGGCAUCGAAUGCCGAGGGAGGAGAGACAACGGCUGGGAACGACAAACCCAGCGAUCAGUGAAUGGAAGCGUCUACGCAGAUGUAAACCAGGUCUGUUUGCUGUCGACAAAGCUACCAACCAUUUCCAUGGCCUGCCACCCUAUGGGGGACGGGGCCAUCUGACGAACAUGUCCAACCAGAUCGCUCCAACUACUGGUUGACCAUUUGCACUGUCCAAUCAAAUUGGAGCACACUUUUGGACAAAAUGGUCCCUCCCACGGUUGGAGCACUGUUGGUCCGAGUCAAACCAGCCCCUCUAGGAAAGCAAGACAUCAACGGAGAGAAAAGUAGGUUCUCACAAUAUAUUUAAUGGAAGGUGGAGGUUUUGAGGUCAUGCUUCUAAACUGCACUGCACUAUCUUUUCCUCAUUGGGAAUUUGUUCAGUGUGGAGGCUAGUUGGGUGGAGCAGACACUGGGAAUGUAAAGAUACACAGCAGGCAUCUUUACUCCUGGGCUUCUUCCAGGUGAAUACAAUAAGAAAAACCCUGAUGACUACGGGGGAGUGUAUCUGAACCUGUGACCAUAUUAAUCCCCCCUAAAGAGGAAUCCCAUCAAUCCACAAAACAAAUGGAAUAAAAACACUAAAAAUACAAGACUUUAACACAAUUUACCCUCGAUUCUACCAAACCCCUUGAGCUAGCAGCAUUACAGGUCCAUCACCUGUGGACCACUGACAAAGGAAAUAUUCCCAAACCUUGGACCUUGUGGUUCCGUCUUCUCUCCACGGUGAAUGCGACACCACAGCAGCCCUCUCAGCUCCAGACAGACAGGAUUACAUAAAAGAGCAGGAUUUACAAACAGAAACCACAAGGCGGGGGCACGCUUUUUGCCACCAAAGAUGAGGCAUGAGCAUACCACACGUGUUAUCGCUCGUGCUGUGAACACGAACACGGACCUUCACAAAACAUUCCAUAAAGGCGCUCGGCAAACGGACCACAUUUUUGGAACAUAAGCACUUUUUUCCCCCCUUACUGGUGUCGCAGGUCGUUUACACGGCGCAAACACUGCGCCGCUACCUUUUUCCUCAUCUGUUACUAUCUUUUCACUCUUUCUUUGGUUUCUUUUUUUUUUUCUUUUUUUUUUUUGCAUAUAUUUUUUUCUUAAACAUACCCAGUGGCCAUAUACUGUACAUGUUAAACUGGAUCAUACUGUAAUGUAUCAUGUACAAAGAUAAAUGUAACGCAUCUAUCAACAACUAUCAUCUGCAGAAACAAAGACUAUAAAUAGUGUACAAAGCAGCAAGAAGAUUGGACUACAAACUGCCCACGCAGUGAGGGGAAUACACACACUCAAACACACACACACGCAAAGACUGCCAAGCAAAAUGUUACUGAAGACAAACAAACAAAACAUGGAGAAAAAAAAGAAGACCAAUCUACACACAAGUGUGUGUGUGUUCAUACAAAGAGUGUGCGGAGGAUAUCAUGCCUGUGGAGUUUCUGUACGGAGAGCAUGAAGCAGGCCUGCUUAUUAAACAGGGUUUUUAUUCAUUUUGGUCUCUGGUGUUGGGACCAAAGGACUGUUAAACACUACAAACAGACCAGAGGGGACCUAAAGGUGCGUGUGUGUGUGUUUGUGUGUGUGUGCGAAAGAGGAAAGUGCCAAGAACAAAGCAAGGGGAGGGAAAAGACAGACGGGGCGAGUGCAUGUAUGUGUGCAUUUGCAAUUUUCGUGUCUGUUCUGAAUACAUGUCACACAUUUGUGUGUGUGUGUGUGUGUGUGUGUGUGUGUGUGUGUGUGUGUGUGUGUGUGUGUGUGUGCAAAUUAUCACGUCUGUCCCCCUCCUUCCCUUUUUAUUAAGGAUUAUGAUUGAAGUGACCUCAACAUUGUUACAUUAAGAUUCCAGAACAAAGAGGGUUUCAGAAAUCAGUGGAUGGAUAUAAGAACGUAAACAUUCCAGAACGUCUGUACAAGUUUGGAAUUCUUGGAUGCCCAGGUUUUAGCCUGAGAACCGGGAGGAUGGAUGAGAAUCAAAUUCCCCUCUGUGUGUCCGUCCGUGGUGAUGUGGAGUGACGUGGCGUGAAAGACUUUCCUUUUUUUUUUUCACCCUUCUCCACCUCCUCCUCCGCCGUCUCUUUGGUCACAGAGAGGAGGUGACGUCUGCGCCACCUUCCUCCUCCUCUUCCUCCUCACCGCUCACUGUUCUCCUCCUUUUUUCAUCACUGCUGGAGCACACACUCCAUCUGCCUCUCUUUUUCUCUGCUCUAACCUUUUUUCUGGCACAUAGCACACACUCCCUCUUUUUCUUCCCCUACAUGUUCAUCCUCUCUCACUCGCAGUAGCAGCGCCUCUCUUUCACCUUUCUCUCGCCCUCCCUCCAUCUUUCACUGCCCUUCUUCCCUUCCCUUCUCUCCAUCCUCUCCCGUCGCCGCCUUCCCGCCUCUUUGCCUCUCCCAUCUCUUUUCUCUCUCUCCCUCCUCCGCCUCUCCACCUCUCUCUGCAUUCAGUCUAUGCAUCUGAGCUCAGCAGAAGACGCGACACCGGAUGAAUGUCAAUGAAUGACUGUUAAAGAAAAUAGAUGCUGUUCUUAGUUUGAGCGUGCAAAAAGCAUUUUCUAUCAGCGCUUAUCUUCUGCCUUCUUUCUCUCGAGUUUUUAUCAUUUGUUUUCGCUCCCUUUAGUAUCCAUGAAAUAUGGAAUUGCCAUGGAUGAAUGAACAAAUGAAUGAAUGGUUGGGAUCUGUGUACUGACACGGAAACAGGAAAAGUUUGAGUGUGGUUUUUUUUUCUGGGGUUUUUUUUUUUUUCAUUAAGGACCUUGACUUUUGGGACCGGACAAAAUGCCCUGCGGUCUUUGAUCCAUGGACCCGCCGAUCAGUCUGUCCAUGCCUGUGUGGACAGCCUAGAUGACUCUGAUCAGCGGUGGUUCAGCUCUGACACUUGACUAACCUGCUGCAUGGAUGGACUGCGAAAAAUGGAGGAGGGGAACCUUUCAUCUCCUGACUCCCAGUUGGCAAACUUAUUUCUCGGUGCUAUUGAGUCAGAGCUCCCCCUGGUGGAUGGAAAAAGAGGAACCACAGAGAAAAAAACUUCAGCUACAUCUCUCUUCCCUACAGCAGUCCUUCAGGUAUUCCAUCAUCCUGAGAAAAAAAGCAUAAAUUAUCACCAUUUAUGAUGACUAGUCAAGUGACGCUUGUUUUAAAUAUUUAGUGAAUGAAAAAAGAUAAACCUAUAAAACUCUGUGUUUGUUUGCCUUGUAUACUGAAUUAUAGGCGUGUUGCUGCAGCGCCUACUGUGUUUUUUCUUCUUUUUUUUUUACAUUUUCUUUUGAUUUUAUUUCUUAUUUCAGCUGCCUUGGUAGUACAUACACACCCCAAUGUAACUUUUUUUGGUAAAUCUUGCCAAAAUUGCACUAUAGUGCAUGUGUAAAAGGGAGCAUUUCCAUGUAAUCUGGCAAACAAUUGCCCAAAUCUGCAUUCACAUACAGGCAGAGUGUGGUCAUGAAGACUCAUUUCCCUCAGAGCAGAUAAUUCGCAGACAUAGGAUAAGUGAAGUGGGUUGUUAAGAAGAAGCGAGGGCCAAUAGAUGGAUAAAAACGAACAAAAAAAACCCUGCGAAGAUUGUUUCUGUGCUAAACCCAGCGGGACGGGAACCGAAGAUACAAGUACAGAGUUAGGAGCAAAAGGAUGUGUUGUUCCAGCACUGUAACAUGUGGUGUGAAGAGAGACGUACUUUCAUCUAAAAAAGCGCCAGGCUGUCGAACAGGGUGUUCACUUACGGUGUGUGUUGAGGAUCAAAAAAAGUGUGUUUUUGACUUUUUAUGUAGGCAGACAGCAGAUUCUCUUUAAUCGGGGAGGAAAGAGAGAUAAAAACAAGCAGGAACACAUGGGCACACUGGUUAAAAAAAAGUGUUAUCCCUUAUGUGAGGAUCUAGCCAUUUAAUAGAAGAACCUGAUUUUUUGCAGGUUUUGUAAAUGUUUCUUGGAAACAGGAGUUCCUUUAGAAGCUGAAAUAAUCUCGUUAAUUCAGUUAAUCUUCAAAGUGUGUGACUAAAAGGUCCUGCUGGGUGGGACAGAACAGCCAACUUUUCAUUGAUUCUGAAAAGCUACUAAGGGUGCAAUAUAUUAGUUGUCUGUUCAAGAUGAUGGUGGUGAUUCUGCCUACACAGCAGCUACGCCUCGAAGAAACCGCUACAAGCUUCAUUCUCUAAAAUAUAUUGGCAACAUACUGUUUUGAAAAUGACAUUUUUUAUGAAGUGUGAAAGACAGAUGACAGGAGGAAUAUAUGGAAUAUCUAAAGCAUUAUCCCUCCUUCAGGAGGAGAAUAAGGAAGAUAGGAAGGAGGAAAAAUGAUUGUGCAGAGCUGAGGUUAGACUCUGCUGAAUGUGGGGAUUACCACGCUGAAAUUCAUAAUGCAGUCCAUCAUCUUUCCUUUCACCUCCUCUCUCUCUCUCUUCCUUCUUAGCUGUCCCGUGACUCAGAGAAGCAAUCACACUAAAAGCUUUUUCUUCUCUCGACCUCUGUUUUUUUUUUUUGCCUCCCUGCGUGUUGAUAAAAGGUACGAGAAAGCAACAAAGGAAGGAGGAAGGCGCUGCAAUAGCUCGCUAAUUAAUUUGGUGUAAUUUUUACAUUUCAUGCCUCUGCAGAUAUCAAGCAGCCAAACAGGAACCAGUUGCUAGGAAACGUAAAUAAAAAGCAGCGCCGAAAAUUUGGAAGUUAAGUUGAGAGAGCGGGAGUUCAGGCAAGGAUAAUUUCCUCAUAGGCAAAAGGAAAGAUCACACUUUAUCCAAAUAAGCUACAAAAUAAAAUUUGAUGACAUUCAUUUGUUAAGUACUUUAUGAGUACAGCUGCUACCAGUGAGAGCCAGUGCAAGACCAGAAUAAACAAAUAACACAAUCCCCACCAGCACAAAGUUGACCGCAGCUCAUCUGCAGGACUAAGAAAUGUAAUUUGUAUAAUAAUUAUAAGAAAACCCAAACCCAUUUCUGUCAUUGCUGUUUCUCCCCCUCCUCCGUUUAAUACUUUAAUCCCAUCUCCUAUCAAGUAAAAUCCAGCACUGAAAAAUGAAGCCAAGCAGAAGUGAUAAAAACUGCAGUUCCUCUAACGGCCACUUGAGGCUUGAUGUUAGUUCAACACGUUUCGUAACUGCAAUGAUAGUAUUUUAUUUGUCUAUUAUUAUAUUAUUAUAUUUGCACUAUUUAUCAAAUAUAUAAAUUGCCCUCUAGUUAACAAUUACAGCUUAACCAGGCUAGCUAGCUGAUAUCUUAGCUGAUAAUGAUCAAAUGCUAGCUUAAAGCCUUCAAAAUCCAACGGGUGAUGUUACAUCAGCUACAUCCAUUUUUUAUUCGUUGUAUGGGAAACCAUCGGAUAUCUGCCACAUAAACCAGACAAUUAAAAAUUUAAAAUAUAUCCUAAUAAACUCUCUGGCGUACUGAGAUGACUGCCGAUAAUAUGUGGAUAGUCAUUGUGAGACCUCUUGACUGAAAAUGAGUGACUGAGCUCAUAAACUCAGUGUGUUUACAGAGCUGAAGACUGAGCCGUUUCCCCAUAGAUUUCUAUAGGACCAAUAGGUUUUUUUGUAACAAUCGCAGCUAUCGCCCUCUGGUGGCCUUCAGAUAUAAUGCAGGAUUAAGGCACUUCUGCAUCACCUUCAUUUUUCUGACAUUAAUGUCCAUGUUUUGUAAAGAGUUUGAGUCACAUCAUUUAGAUACCUAGUCAAUAGUCAGUGUGGUUGCUAGCCUUCAAAGUAAACAUCUGGAAAUGGAUCAAAAUUAUUGCUUAGCAGAGAGGUCAAGGUCUUAAAGAUACAAUCAGAGCUCAGCUGUACACACAGAGACAUCUUUUUAAGAAAAAAUCAACAGCAGUGUGAGUUUACAAUCCCAAUAUUGUCAACAAAUUAAUAAAUAAAUGCUUUAUAGUUUACAGUGGGUAGAAAUAAAAACACUUUGCUGCUACCUCUUUGAGAUAUAUAUUAAGCUACUUCAGUAAAUCACAUUAUCACAUAAAAAUAUCAGGACUUUGUUCUAUUUUUGAACAGUCUCGGCUUUAUGAGCAAGCGAUUGAGAGUAACGAUAAGAAAUAGAGAGAUGCUGUGGCUGCAGAUUUGGGCCAAAAGACUUUGUUGUGUUUGCUUCAGGAGUGACAGAUGGGUGAAGUUUACUGUGUUUUAGUACUUGGAGUGGACAAACAGCCCAUAAAGUCCAUCACUGAUAAACUCCAUCCGCUUUACUCCCCAAGCAAAGUGAGAUAAACAACCCCCUCAAACCCAAUUUAAACCCCAGUACUGGGGGCUGUACAGGCAGCUUAUAAAGACACAGAGAUGAUAAUUAGAGAGACCUAGAGAAAGAGAGACAGACAGAGAUAUUGGAAUUAUUCUAUUUUUGUUAUUCCUCGUUGAAAAAUACAUAUUUAAAGGAAUAUUCCAUGUAUGUAUUGAAUAACCCCUGUUUUCUUGCCCCAUCCAAUGGUGUAAUCUGUUGCUGCGAGGUGGCGUCUCACACAAACGCUUCCUUCUGCAGCUCUGCAAUGCCAAUGUGAUGAAAUUAUUAUUAUAUCAUUAUAAAUAAAUUA
Maylandia zebra (zebra mbuna) is the source of this 10816-nucleotide messenger RNA. RefSeq names its product NHS-like 2 (gene nhsl2). Lineage: Eukaryota; Metazoa; Chordata; Actinopteri; Cichliformes; Cichlidae. Gene Ontology annotation, biological process: cell differentiation. The record is from RefSeq and is a predicted model, not a curated record.